Molecule: messenger RNA, 723 nt
Organism: Pecten maximus
Lineage: Eukaryota; Metazoa; Mollusca; Bivalvia; Pectinida; Pectinidae
Product: PR domain zinc finger protein 5-like
Exons: 1
Coding region: 1-723 (240 amino acids)
Biological process (GO): regulation of transcription by RNA polymerase II
Cellular component (GO): nucleus
Molecular function (GO): RNA polymerase II transcription regulatory region sequence-specific DNA binding; DNA-binding transcription factor activity, RNA polymerase II-specific
Source: RefSeq, a predicted model, not a curated record
AUGUCUAGUAUAGAGGAAAUCACUAUACGUUAUGCUAACCCCCGUUUUAGCAAUUUGGAUGAACUAAGGAAGUGGGCUGAUGAUCUAGGAAUCAUUCACUUUCCUGCUAUUAUUAAUCGCAUUAGCGAUUUACAGGCAUUGGAAGGAGAUCCAAUGGAUAUUCAAUCCGUUGACCAGACUAUCUACACAAGUCUGCUGGAGAUUGACGACCCUGAGGAAGUGAAAGAAAGGGCCAAGUUUAACAAUCUUGGUAGCCAUGAAAUGGCUGCGAAAAGAAUCCGUGAGUUGUGCGAACAUUGCUGUGAACAUUGUACAAGUGUGUUUACCAGGAAAAGCUCUCUGGCCAGACACAUGGAAAGUGUGCAUGCAAGGAAAGCAUUUGAGUGCCACAAAUGUGAGAAGAAAUUCUCAUCGAACUUUAACAGAGUUCGACAGCAAAAGAUGUGUACCGAGAAAACUUUAAUACUACGCAGCUUCAAUUGUAGCGUGUGUAAUGCCAGCCUACCCACUCUGGCGGAAUUAAAGAAACAUUCUGUGUUUCACAUUCAAGAACACAACAGAGAAUUUGAGCCUAUGCCGGGACCAUCUCGUGAGCCAAUGCCGGGACCAUCACAUGAGUCAUUUCCCUACAUUCUCUCUCCAUGCCCUUUAUCGGAUAGCGAAUCUGACGAUGAAACCACUGCGAUAUCUGCACCAAUGUCAUCAAAAAAAAUAUACUUGUAG